UGGAGCUAGCGUUAGUUUUACUUUAUUUCUUAGUUUUAGUUGAAUACAGGAUAACAAACAGUUAUUGACACUUUAUGUUUCAAUAAUGAGCUAGCUAAGCAUGAAAGAGAAACCCUGAUUUGCAUCGUUGUUGCAAAUUUGGAAGAAUAUAUACGAGAACUUGAAAAAUUAUUGCUUCCACCAGAGAAAGAUGAGGACCAUAACUUCCUCGGGUGGCAAAGUUGAGACUGUGUCUGUGAGGAGAACAGAGUCAUCAGAUGCACAUGAGAUCAAUAGCCUGAUCAGUCCUGCCACAGUAGCAGUAUUUGGAAGAGUAAAUGUCAUUCAUCUACUAGAGAAGGCCAAUCUGGCAGUGACCCUGAGCAAUGCAAAGAAUGAGGUCUUGGCCCAUGCUGCCUUCUCUGAUCACCCCAUUGGAGACAUUGUGGAUCAAGCUUGUUGGGAAGCAUUCCUGCAUGACAAUUACAGCACUGAAAAAUACACGCCUCUGAACACACUCUUCCUGCACCUCUUCGUGGCACAGCCGAUCUUCUCCAUCGGGAGUGCCAACGAGAUUGUAAGAACUGUGUUCAAUGCUAUCACAGAGCUGCAAUACAUCUGCUUGGUCACCCCAACUAGUCGAUGUCUAGAGCGUGCCCUGGUAAAGAUCUUUGAGCCCAUGAAGAGUCUGAAGGAUCCAGGGCCCCAGUGUUCAGCGUUUGUGUGCCACAGACACAACUAUUGCCCAAGGCUGCAUGUCCGCCGAGCCAGGGUGGAGGAUCAUGACGACCUCACACACAUCUUUGCGGAGCAGACAAAGGCCCUCACAGAAUGCUAUGGGCCUUACUUUCUGGUUGAACUCAUCGAGGCUCAGGAUGACGAAAAUCAUGCAGCUGUUUGUGAGAAUGAGGGAACUGCUGUGGGUUUCAUCAGUGUGAGUGGUGACAUCAACUUGAAGCUGCUCAACGAGUGCUUUGAGCUUGGGCCCUUCAACGGUCUGUAUAAGUCCAGUCCAGAGGGCCUGACUGAGACUGCCCCUGAGCCAGAGGGAGAGGGGCCUCCAGGGGACACCAACACCAUCAUCCCACAGGGUACCACUGGAGAGGUAUCAUCACAGGACGUGGACCAGACAAAAGAUUUGGAUCAAGGUGGCGUUACAGCAAUACCCAGUGAAGUAUCAGAGCCAGGGGACAGCCAGGCUUGUGCUGCAGAGCCUCAGGAUUCAGAAAUGACUCUGGAACCAAGAGUCUCACUAACACCCAAUGCAUUCUGUAUUCAGUUAUUUGUAAUCAACAAGACAUUUGAAAUGAGAUCGGUGGACUUCCUGCCCAAUAUAUUUAAACUUUUCCCUGACCGUGAUUUCUGCAUCAUCUCUGUGCCCAAGUUGGCCCCUGAGUUCCCCCUGCUCCAGAGCUUCCUCAGGGUGGUACCACACCACACCAGCAGUCUGCCCCAGGAGCUCUACAUCUUCCACCGCUCUGGCCUGCUCAAGACAUUUGUCGUGACUCUGGCAGUGUCUGCGGACAGGCCUGCUGUCUGUGACAUGGUGAAGAGACUCAGCCUGCAUGAUAGCCUGCUGGAGGACCUGGACAUGUUUUACCAGGCCCAUAGAGACAUGGAUGGAACACCCUUGCAGGCGUUUAUAGCCCAAGUUCAGAACCAACUAGUUGGGAUUGUAAUUAUCAGAAAUGAGGAGGAUAUAGAUUACAUCCGAGCCAACUACAACAUUGAGAACUUCAUCUACUUCAGCCACCACCGCUAUGAGGAGCACGGCCAGCUGUGUCACUUUGCCCUCAACCCCAUCUUCCAGCACUACGCCAAACACUUCCUAAAGGAGGCACUGCGGCUGGCCCACAAAUCCUGCCUCUACUACCCAAUCUACCCCUCCUACCACAGCCAGAAGAUAUUCAUAAGUGCAGUGUUCCUCAGCGCCUGCCCAGCCACUCUUCACCAACUCUCUCUGGGAUUGGAGCAGCAGAACUCGUGUGCCCAUUACCUGACCUCUGUCCUGAACUUCAUGGUCCCGGUGCGCCCUCGACGCCAGAUUGUCUACCCUCUGGAGGAGCUGGGUAUCAACGCGCCAUCCAAGCAGAUCACCAAGGACCAGGUCCCGUAUGCUCUCAACCACAUCAACCGAAAGCUAACCAUGGAACCAAAAUUUACCAUCAAUGCCAGGAUCGUGGUAGUGGGGGCAUCAGACACUGGCUUAGCAUUUCUGGAGGUGCUCGCUUUCUGCCCACACCUGAGGUUCAAUAACAUGACUCUGAUCUCCACGCAUGGCUUCCCAGGCUACUACACCAAUGAAAAUAUGAGAUUCUUGUCCACAAGCCAUGGCUCCAGCGACAGGGACCAUGCCCAGAUGUCGCUGCGCUCCUGGAUCAACGUGGUGACUGGCAAGAUGGUGGGCAUCGACAGGGCAGCCAAGCAUGUGCUGGUAUCUGGGGGCAGGAAGGUGCCAUAUGAUCAUCUCAUCCUCUGUACAGGCCAGCAGUACCAGGUUCCCUGUCCCACUGGUGUGGACAGCAGCCAUCUUCCCCCCAAAAGCCAGCUCCCAGCCCAGCCCCGUCGUAGAUACACCGGGCCUGUCCCAUCCAACCUCUUCACCCUCAACGACCACCACGACUGUGUGACCGCUUACCAGUGGCUGCUCAACAACUUUGUGAAGCUGAAGGGUAAUGCCAUAGUGUACGGCAACACCAUUGAUGUGUACACCUGUGUGGAGACUCUGUUAUGCCUGGAUGUCCAAGGCUAUCGCAUCCACCUGGUCCAUCUGCCCACCACGGAGGGCUCCAGCUGCAGCCCCAGCCCCAGCUCCUGCUUCAGCAACCCCACAGUGGAGAAGGCCAUGAAGAAGGCCUUGGAGAAGAGUGGGGUCCAUGUCCACCACAACUGCUUGCUGGCCCAGAUGAAUGACGGACAGAACUCUGAGCCAAUCACCUCCUUGUCCUUCACCAGUGACAGUCAGCGUCUCUGGCUGGAGUGCUCUGUCUUUAUGAACCUCUCCUCCAAAGGGGUGGACUAUGAUGCCUUUAAGACCAUCAACGACGCCUGUCUGGUGUACGACGGCCGACUGGUCAUAGACACCACAUUCCAUACCAACGACUCCACCAUCCGCGCCGCCGGGCCCCUCACCAAAUUUUCCCGGCGCUAUCAUGCAGACCAGUGGUCCCACUCCAGCUUCAACUCUAGGGAGGUGGGCCAGGAGCUGGCUGCUGCACUGCUGCCCUUCUUCGACCCCACGCUGGAGCCGGCCAUCAACCCUCCAGCCGACCUGGACCGCCUCAUCCCCAUCUACACACAGGCCAAGAUCCAAGGUGGGAGACUGCCAGGAGGAUACUGUUAUCUCCAUGCUACCAAACCAGAGCAAAGGCCAUCUGCAGUUCACCCUGUAGAAGGCAGAGAGAUCCUGACUGGCCGCAUUGAGACUGGCAACUACUUCCACCUGCACCUGAACCAGUACGACAUGGUGGAGACCAUCACCUGUCUGUCACUGAAGCCCUUCCCGGUCUCCAACUACCUGUGUCUCUAUGGGAAACAUGAGCUGCUGCUCAACCACCUAUGUUCCCGUUAUGAUGAAGGGCUGGUUCAUGACCUCUACAGUUAUUUCAGGGAGAAAUGGUGCCUGGCGAUAUAUCAUGAUCGCUUUGCAGACUUUGAGCAGGAAAUGCACCAGAUAAUGGAAUCAACUAAAUUGCAGGACCACAAUGAUCUGUCCAUUUCAGAGCUCGUUCAGAGGAUGAUGGAUGAGAAGCUGAACAUUAUUGAGGAACCAAACGUGUUUCUCAAGAAGGUGUAUGAAACAAGUGGGGGAUUGGCUUCCCUCAAGACCAGCACUCUGAAUUACCUGAGGUACAACAGGUACCACCUGACUAUGUAUGCCCAGCCUGGACUACUGUAACUGCUCCUCCAUGUUAUCUUACCUCAACCCACAUUUUCAAUUCAAUAUUUAUCACAUAGAAAUAUUCCAUUGUUUUUUUAUUUAACUAAAACGUUGUAGAAUCAUCCAACUGUAGUAAAAACAUUUACAUUCAAUUGAGUUAAUUUGAACAGAAAAUACCAUAGCCAAUGUUUUUAAUAAAUGUACUUGUGAUUUUAGAUAGACAAGAAUAUUAGACUAUGUACACACUUUUAGCACGAACACAAACUCAAACUUUUUGUUGUCUUAAUUUUAUGAGAAGGUAAAGUUGACUGACUUGAGAAAACAGAGAAAACAAAACAAUCCUCAAAUAAAUAUUAUCAUUAAGUGUUAUAAUAAAGUGACAACGAAUUGUCAAAUUCAGCUUUCUCGCAUAAGAAGUUAACAUCUAGUCCUACUUGUAAUUGUAACUGCAAAGGUUAUUGGGAUGACUGAAACAACCUAGGCCUAGAUGAAAGUGGAUUUAGUGAGUGCGAGGAGGGGUUCUAUAUUCUACAGCUGUAUGGUAAUGAGGCUCAAAUCUUCACUGCCUCUAUGCGCAGAACACAGCAAUGAACAAAUAGCCGCACACGCGCCUCAAGGUAUGGGAUCCUUUAAGCGAUUAUCAAAUAGCUCGGUAAGAUAAACGUUAAUUGGUAGAAUGAGAAUAUAUGAAUCUAUGAAAUUACAUGGAUCAGUGACACCCAAUGAUUUGUGUCAUCCCCUGGCUAUUGAAUAAUUAGCCAUUUUAAUGCAAACAAUUUCCCAGAGGAAGGCCAUUUUAAAAAGUGUUUGAAAACAUGGUAUUCUAACAUGACCUAUAGGCCUAUAAUAUACGCCUAAUUAUAGGCAUAUAGGUCAUGUUAAAAUAACAUAUUUUCAAACACUUUUUUAAGAGUUCACCUACUGAAAAUAAUCUUACAUUAUUAUUUGCAUCAUUGUUUGGGCCUUGGCUAAUUUAUUUUUUCCCUAACUGUAAAUUAAAUCUUCCAGAUUUGUGUGAUUGUUUUAAUUCGUAGCCUACUACGUGUGCUUUGAUUCUUAAUUAUGUUGGGGAUAUUUAUUAUUCAACCUCAAAGGAGAUUUUGCCUCGACAUAUUUUCUGUUUCUUGAAUUAGGUAUAUUGAGAAUUAAAAAAGGAAACUUUCAGAAUAGGGCAAAUUGAUCAUCAAUAAUUUAACGUAGCCCUAUUUCAGAUUAUUUUGAGCAACUUUAUAGUGAUAUACAUGUAUAUGCCUAUUAAUAACCAGAGGCCUAUGCCAUUCAAGUAUCGCAUAAAGAAAUAUCGUAUUGGGUGAAAUUCUGUCAACAGACACAAAAAGACUUGCUAGACAUCUGGCAUGUGGUUUAUUGCACACAUUAUUAUGGAAUGAAAUCUUGACGCAUUAGCCAAACUAGACAAGUCUUCUCAUUCCUCGCCAUGGUGGUGGAUAGCCUACAGGCUAUAUUUUAGAGAUGGGAUAUGACCCUGAAGGAAUUGGGUUUGACUGUUUUUAACGGAGAGAAAAUCAUGGUAUGGCCCAUUUGGAGACUGUCCGCUUUGUCCAAACCACACUGAUUACGCACAGCACGCGCCGACAGUAUCUCUUGGCCAGAUUGCUUUGUUGCCCGUUUUACGGUGCAAUUUCCUUUUCAAUCACAAGCGGGAUACAGCUUGCAAAAGCACGGCCAUUGUAAUGCAAAGCAGGGAACCCUGUUUCAUUAAUUAUGUAUGCGUAAAAUGACUGAUUCAUAUGUCCAGAGUUCAGCUGUCGUAUCCAACACAUGUCGUUUUAUGUUUUUUAUUUUUUUUAUAUAUAAAUAUUUGCUUGUUUGGUUUUUUUUAAUUUGGUGUUUUAAUGGAAUAGGCUAUAUUUAUAACUUUGUAUAGGUUUAACAAUUUGCCGAUUUGCUUUAGCCUUAGUAUUCUGCAAUUGAAGCAGACUAAAACAUGCAACUCAGCAAUGUGUGUGUGUCUGCACAGAAGAUAAUAUUUUGGGUAGGCCAACUAAUAAAUAAC
This is a messenger RNA of Coregonus clupeaformis (lake whitefish), 5873 nucleotides long. It is a transcript of the gene cfap61, whose product is annotated as cilia and flagella associated protein 61. The transcript has 27 exons. The record is from RefSeq and is a predicted model, not a curated record. Bases 191 to 3877 code for a protein of 1228 amino acids. Lineage: Eukaryota; Metazoa; Chordata; Actinopteri; Salmoniformes; Salmonidae.